Molecule: messenger RNA, 702 nt
Organism: Closterium sp. Naga37s-1
Lineage: Eukaryota; Viridiplantae; Streptophyta; Zygnematophyceae; Desmidiales; Closteriaceae
Source: the annotation of a GenBank genome assembly
AUGGCGGGGUCCGCGGUGCUACAGUCUGCCACCAUUGACAGAGUAACCUUGAGGAGUUCGUUCAUUGGCGAGGCCCAAUCACUGCGUGCCACGUCAGCGGCAGCCUCCUCCCAGACCCUCAACCAGCAAGGCCUGCUAGCCGGCCGCAUUGUCUGCAAGGAGUCACGAAUCGGCCGGAAACCCAUCCCCGUGCCGGCCGGCGUGACGUUCAAACUUGACGGCCAGUCGUUAGUGGUGAAGGGCCCUAACGGCGAGCUGUCAAGGGAGUACCCGCGGGAGGUGCGGCUGAGCGAGGAGGGUGGCGUCAUCACCGUCAACCGCGCGCUCGAGACGCGACAGGCUCGCGCCAUGCACGGACUCUUCCGCACGCUGACGGACAACAUGGUGCAGGGCGUGGCGAAGGGGUUUGAGAAGAAGCUGCAGCUGGUGGGAGUGGGGUACCGUGCGGCCGUUGACAAGACGGAGCUUGUUCUCAACCUUGGUCUCUCGCACCAGGUGCGCAUGAAGGUCCCCGACGGAGUGAGUGUGAAGGUGGAGGAGAACACGCGCAUCACCAUCAGCGGGCGGGACAAGGUGGCAGUGGGUGACUUCUCAGCGGCGGUGCGCAAGUGGAGGGAGCCGGAGCCGUACAAGGGCAAGGGAAUCAAGUAUGCGGACGAGGUCAUUCGGCGCAAGGAGGGCAAGGUUGGCAAGAAGAAGUAG